Annulohypoxylon truncatum is the source of this 522-nucleotide messenger RNA. RefSeq lists its product as uncharacterized. Lineage: Eukaryota; Fungi; Ascomycota; Sordariomycetes; Xylariales; Hypoxylaceae. The coding region runs from base 1 to 522 and encodes 173 amino acids. The transcript has a single exon. The record is from RefSeq and is a predicted model, not a curated record.
AUGGCAGCCGUCGCUGCCUUCAUGGGGUACGUACACUGGCUGACCAGCGACAACGACGACUCGCGCUGCCUCCCUUACACAGCCAUUCCCCAAACAUCUCAAUCCCCGCCGGCCCGUCUCCCCUAUAAGAAGGAUGUUGACACUGUAAUCGUAAUCAUUUGCGUGGGAACGGUACACGCGAUCACUGUCUGCAUAUUCUACUUCCUCUCUACCCUCGACCCCGAAACAGACAACACGGUUAUGUUCGGAUUGGACGGUAUAACCAUGUUCGGCACCGGGAUCUUUCUCACGUAUUUCACUAUGUACGAAGGUUCUUUAUGUACAUGCCGAAUCUUGAGCGGAUGUGUCGCGGCGGCCUUGUGGGGGCUAUUUGUGGCGAUACACUGGGGCCCGCCGGGGCUCGGCACCAUCGCCUCGGGAUGGGCGUGGUACUGGGUUGGAUUUGUGAUCGAGUGGAGGCUUACGCUCAUCUGCCGCUUUGCGGUGCAUAUAGCAACGGUUUCAUUCGUUGGAGACUAUUAG